UCAGUGCAGUAAUUUCCCAAACCCUAGCUAAAAUCGAUAUAGUUCAAGUGAGACGAUGAUAUCGAAAACUCAGCCUAAGGUGGUUCCUGUUGUAGACUUAUCCGAUGAAAACUUGAAGCCUGGAACAGAUGCAUGGCUCUUGGCAUGCAAACAAGUCCAGCAUGCACUAGAAGAGUACAGCUGCUUUGAAGCUGUUUACAAUAAAGCUACUUUGGAAAUUCACAACUCCAUCUUUUCUGCGAUAAAAGAUCUAUGUGAUCUUCCAUUAGAAACUAAAAUGCAGAAGGCCAAUGAUAGGCCUUUCCACAACUAUUUUGGCCAACUUCCACUCAAUCCUCGCUAUGAGACCUUGGGCAUUCAAGAUCCAGCAUCCUUAGAAGGAGCUCAACGCUUCACAAAUAUCAUGUGGCCAGCAGGAAAUGACCAUUUUCGUGAAAGUGUUCAUUCCUUCUCAAAGGUGGUGGUAGAAUUGGAUCAAAUGGUGAAAAGAAUGGUGUUUGAUGCUUAUGGUGUGGGGAGGCUUUAUGAUUCUUACAAGGCAUCAACCACUUACCAGCUUAGAUGCAUUAAUUAUAAAUCACAACUUACGAAUGAGACUACUGAUUUGGGACUGAUUCCUCACACGGACAAGAAUUUCACAUCCAUACUACACCAAAAUGAUGUCGGUGGCCUGCAGAUCAAAACAAAGGAUGGCGAGUGGAUUGAGGCUGCACCUUCUUCACCUUCAUCAUUUCUAGUGUUGGCAUCCGAUUUAUUCAUGGCAUGGAGUAAUGACCGAAUAUCCGCCUGUGAGCAUCAAGUCGUCCUGAAAGAGAAGAAAGCAAGAUAUUCACUGGCUUUAUUCUCAUAUAUAGGUGAUGGAGUUGUACAGGUACCUGAAGAGUUUGUUGAUGAAAAACACCCCUUAAAAUAUAAGCCAUUUGGUCAUUUCGAUUACCUUCGUUUCUAUGAAACUGAUGAGGAGGCCCGGAAAUCGAAGAAUCCUAUCAAAGCCUACUGUGGUGUUUAAGAUCUCUUUUGAUCUGAGAAGAGAGAGG
Messenger RNA from Pyrus x bretschneideri (Chinese white pear), 1037 nucleotides. RefSeq names its product 2-oxoglutarate-dependent dioxygenase AOP2-like. The record is from RefSeq and is a predicted model, not a curated record. Gene Ontology annotation, molecular function: dioxygenase activity. The coding region runs from base 56 to 1009 and encodes 317 amino acids. The transcript has 3 exons. Lineage: Eukaryota; Viridiplantae; Streptophyta; Magnoliopsida; Rosales; Rosaceae.